This is a messenger RNA of Mangifera indica (mango), 1064 nucleotides long. RefSeq names its product ras-related protein RABF2a. The record is from RefSeq and is a predicted model, not a curated record. Bases 165 to 767 code for a protein of 200 amino acids. Lineage: Eukaryota; Viridiplantae; Streptophyta; Magnoliopsida; Sapindales; Anacardiaceae. Gene Ontology annotation, molecular function: GTPase activity; GTP binding. The transcript is spliced from 7 exons.
CUUGACAAUACCUAGAGGAAAGAAGAGAAAAAGGGUUGGUGUCAAGGAAACUUCCCUUUUCACCUUUAACCUUUUCAAUUCUUCGUCAACCCUCUAAUUUUUCUCACAAAAUUUCUUGAACUUUCGUCCUUUUUCCCCUUUGAUCCGAUUUUGAUCUCGUUCUUAUGGCCACCACGGGGAACAAACACAUCAAUGCUAAAUUGGUGUUGCUUGGAGAUGUUGGAGCUGGAAAGUCUAGUCUUGUGUUGCGCUUCGUUAAAGGGCAAUUUGUUGAAUUUCAGGAAUCAACUAUAGGUGCUGCCUUUUUUUCACAAACAUUGGCUGUAAAUGAUGCCACUGUAAAGUUUGAGAUUUGGGAUACAGCAGGUCAAGAGAGGUACCAUAGUUUGGCACCAAUGUACUACAGAGGAGCUGCAGCCGCCAUUAUUGUCUAUGAUAUAACAAAUCAGGCCUCAUUUGAACGUGCUAAGAAAUGGGUCCAAGAGCUUCAAGCGCAAGGCAAUUCAAACAUGGUUAUGGCACUUGCUGGGAAUAAAGCUGAUUUGCUGGAUGCUAGGAAGGUCAAUACAGAGGAUGCUCAAGUUUAUGCUCAAGAGAAUGGACUUUUCUUUAUGGAAACCUCUGCAAAAACAGCAUCUAAUGUCAAUGACAUUUUCUAUGAAAUUGCAAAGAGACUACCUCGUGUGCAGCCGGCACCUAACCCACCAGGAAUGGUUCUCAUGGACAAACCUGCUGAGAGGACAGCAACUGCAUCAUGUUGCUCUUAGGUACUCAGGUGGUAGUGAUCACCGCCCUCCCACCUGCUUGUGUCUUCUACAUAGCUCCUAUAAUGCUUGCUGGAAUUCAAAGCCUCUCUUCUGUCAAGGUUUCCCUGAUGUAUUAUUCAUCUGAAAAUCAAAACUGUGCUUGCGUGCUUUGUAGGGAUGCGCUUGUGUUGUCUGGUAACCGUAAUUGGGGACUGCAUCUCUUGUUUCUGUUAUAAAAAUACGUGGGUUUGAAUGUAAAUGAAUUUGUUGUUAUUCAUCUCGUCUCUGUUAUAAAAAUACACGGAUUAUGAAAUGCAA